This is a messenger RNA of Hymenoscyphus albidus, 1005 nucleotides long. Lineage: Eukaryota; Fungi; Ascomycota; Leotiomycetes; Helotiales; Helotiaceae. The record is from the annotation of a GenBank genome assembly.
AUGCCAACUCAAGACCCUCAAACAGUACCUCCGGACGAGACAGAGAAAGAACAAAAGCAAGAAGAGGAGGAGGAAGAAGAAGACUACAUGUCCAUGAUAAUUCCUGAACAAACCCUUCCCAAGCGCAAAGAGACCUACACCCAACGUCUCCUCCGUCAGCAACGCGAACGCGAAGCCUCCCAACCAAAACCCAAAGCUGAGCGUUUACUCCACGAGGCAGCGCAACGAGACACCGCCCUCUCAACCUCCCUUCUCUCCUCACCCAAUGCACAAAAGAAUAAAGGUCUAGCAAUGAUGGCCAAGAUGGGCUUCAAACCUGGUGUCGCAUUAGGCAGCAAGGACAAUCCGCAUGCAAGGUUGGAACCUGUGGGUAUUAGUAUUAAAGAGGAUAGAGGGGGCAUAGGAUUGGAUGCCGAGAAGAAGAGAAAGUUCAAUGAUGAGGUGGAGAGGGAGGGGAAGAGAGUCAGAGCUGAGGAGGGAGAUUAUAGGGAGAGGGUUAGGAGGGAGAGGGAAGUGGUUCGAUUGGAAGGGCAGAUUGGGGCCGCGAUGAGGGUUGCGGAGAGCAUGGCGGGAGAGAAGGAGGAGGUUGAGAUGGGCGUUGUGGAAGUGGGAAAGAAGAGGACAAUUUCUACGAAGCCUUUGAAGUCGGUUAAUAUCUUGUGGCGGGGUUUAAUACGGCAGCGCGAGGAGAAGGAAAGGGAUAGGAGGAUGCGAUACGAUCUUCAACAGAGUUUGUCACGACAUGUUAAUUACGACAAUGACGAUGAAGAUGCCGAGGACAAGAGAGCUCUUGGGAGGGAUGUGGUUCAGCAUACUUUGGUGGAAGAUCUUGAGGAAGAAGAUCCGGAACUGGACGCCUUCAGCGAGUUAGAUCCUGCUGAGAGGCUAGAGAAGCUCGUCGUACACCUGCGACAAGAGCACAAUUACUGCUUUUGGUGUAAAUUCACGUACCCAAACAAGGAAUUUGAGGGCUGUCCAGGGCUGACAGAAGAAGAGCACGAUUGA